Messenger RNA from Microtus ochrogaster (prairie vole), 2753 nucleotides. RefSeq names its product autophagy related 16 like 2 (gene Atg16l2). Bases 77 to 2083 code for a protein of 668 amino acids. Gene Ontology annotation, biological process: autophagosome assembly. The record is from RefSeq and is a predicted model, not a curated record. NCBI's taxonomy places the organism in Eukaryota, Metazoa, Chordata, Mammalia, Rodentia, Cricetidae. The transcript has 18 exons. Gene Ontology annotation, molecular function: protein binding.
CUCGCCGCCGCCGCCCUGACGUCCAGGAGUCCCCGAGAAGACCCGCCCCGGUGCUGGGGCCCGGGACUGGGCGGCCAUGGCGGGACCCGGCUCCCCUGGCGGCCCCUGCGCGCCCGCUGCCGUCUGGAAGCGCCACAUCGUGCGGCAGCUGCGGCAUCGGGACCGCAAGCAAAAGGCGCUCUUCCUGGAGCUAGUGCCGGCUUAUAACCACCUCCUAGAGAAGGCUGACCUGCUAGCCAACUUCUCAGAAAAGCUGAAAUCAGAGGAAGUCAUCUCCACUCCGAAUCUGGACUCCUGGGGGGAGUUCUCUGGGCCUGGCUCUGACCAAGUCUCAUCAGCAGCCUCUCUGAGGGCGAAGUGGCAGGAGGAGAAAAAGGGACUGCAGCUGGUCUGUGGUGAGAUGGCCUACCAGGUGGUGAAAAAGAGUGCAGCCCUAGAAACCCUGCAGUCACAGCUGGAAGAGCGGCAGGGCAGGCUAGAAGCCCUGCAGGCCUGCGUUGUACAGCUACGGGAGACGCGGGCACAGCAGGUCCGGCAGCUGGAAGAACGGCAGGCAGAGAACGCGGCUCAGAGAGAAGCCUACGAGACGCUACUCAAGCAAGCAGCGCACCAGGAGGCCGCUCUGCGCAGGCUCCAGGAAGAGGCACGGGACCUGUUGGAGUGGCUAGUACAGCGGAAAGCAUGCGCGGCCGCUGAAUGCAAUCUGCGUAAUGAGCGCCGAGAGAGGGCCAACCAAGCUCGGGUGUCCCAGGAGCUGAAGAGAGCAGCUAAGCGGACUGUGAGCGUCAAUGAGAUCCCAGACGCUCUGGAAGGUGGGACCAGGGGGGAGACUGUGCCUCUAGCUCCUGCUGUGCCUGAGCUCCUGGAGAGAGAGACUUGUGAGAAAUGGAAGAGGCCUUUCAGGUCUGCCUCGGCCACCUCUCUGACACUGUCCCGCUGUGUGGAUGUGGUGAAGGGGCUGCUGGAUUUCAAGAAGAGGAGAGGGCACUCAGUUGGGGGUGCACCUGAGCAGCGGUACCAAAGCAUCCCUGUGUGUGUGUCUGCCCGGAUUCCUACCCAGGCUCAGGAUGUCUUGGAUGCCCAUCUCUCUGAGGUCAAUGCUGUUUGCUUUGGCCCUAACAGCAGCCUCCUGGCCACUGGAGGGGCUGACCAGCUCAUCCACCUCUGGAAUGUCGUGGGAGGUCGCCUGGAGGCCAACCAGACCCUCAGAGGAGCUGGUGGCAGCAUCACCAGUGUGGAUUUUGACCCCUCGGGAUCCCAGGUUUUGGCAGCUACUUACAACCAGGCUGCGCAGCUCUGGAAGGUGGGAGAGACCCAGUCCAAGGAAACACUGUCUGGACACAAGGAUAAAGUGACAGCUGCCAAAUUCAAGCUAACAAGGCACCAGGCAGUGACUGGGAGCCGCGACCGGACAGUGAAGGAAUGGGACCUAGGGCGUGCAUACUGUGAGCCUCAGUCCCACUUGCCCCCACCUAGUCAUGGGGCCUUACAUUAUUCUGCAGCCAUGGCUCUGGGCUUCAUGCCAUUUCCCUUCUCUGUCCCUCACUGCUGUGCUCUUCCUGCUUUCUUGGCCACUGUGGUCUUCAGAGGUUCCAGAACCAUCAAUGUACUUUCCUACUGUAACGACGUGGUGUGCGGGGACCACAUCAUCAUCAGUGGCCACAAUGACCAGAAGAUCCGGUUCUGGGACAGCAGGGGCCCCCACUGCAUCCAGGUCAUCCCUGUACAGGGCCGGGUCACCUCCCUGAGCCUCAGCCAUGACCAGCUGCAGCUGCUUAGCUGUUCCCGAGACAAUACACUCAAGGUCAUCGACCUGCGACUCAGCAACAUCCGACAGGUGUUCAGGGCGGAUGGCUUCAAAUGCAGUUCUGACUGGACCAAAGCUGUGUUCAGCCCUGACAGAAGCUACGCACUGGCAGGCUCCUCAAAUGGAGCCUUGUACAUCUGGGAUGUGGACACCGGGAAACUGGAGAGCAGCCUAGAGGGACCCCACUGCGCUGCUGUCAACGCUGUGGCCUGGUGCUUCUCUGGGAACCAUGUUGUGAGUGUGGAUCAAGGCAGGAAGGUGGUGCUCUGGCACUAGGGCACAGUUUCCCUGGAUGGACCAGAGCGCUGUUCUGAAGCCAGAAGCCAGAGGACAGCCUUCCACUGACCAGGACUCCAGAGUUGGGGUUGGGUCAAAUGUAGAUGUUAUGUGAGGGCCUGGCAGGACCUGGCCUGUUUAAAAAUCAAGUGUCAAUUAGGGAUUACAAUUUGUAAAAAUCUCUAUUUGUUUAUUUUUCUCAAAAUGGAUAAAAAAACUACCUGUGUCUUGCCUCUGAAGCUCUUGGGGGGUCCGGGGAGAUUGGCUGUACUAGUCUAAUCAUGGAACAGCAUGAAGGCCGUGAGGAGCAGUAGCUCUUGGGGCUGGUGGAUGGUGAUCCCGGUGGGAGGCCUGCCUGGCUGGAACCAGGUCCUGGCCUGCAGUUCCAUCUGGAUGAUAGGCUGCCUGCCUCCUGCCACCAUCUCCCUGUGUGUUAGCUCUGUCCCUCGCGCCAGUCUCUGGGGCUCCUUCCUAAAGGUGCCUUUAUUCUUGUCCUCACCAGAAGCCUAGUGUUUGUCGUCACUGUUUUGGACAUAGUUGUGGUAUGAAGCCCUGGCUAGUCAAGUAUGCAUUUGAUGGCUCAGGGUAGCUCAGAACUUGAGGCCUCAGCCUCAGUGCGGGGAUGGCAGGCACUGACUGUCUCAGCCCUCAGCACCUGUGGGGUCAGCCC